This is a messenger RNA of Oncorhynchus tshawytscha (Chinook salmon), 2038 nucleotides long. Its product is annotated as cyclin-dependent kinase 6. Gene Ontology annotation, cellular component: nucleus; cytoplasm; cyclin-dependent protein kinase holoenzyme complex. Bases 281 to 1255 code for a protein of 324 amino acids. The record is from RefSeq and is a predicted model, not a curated record. The transcript has 8 exons. Gene Ontology annotation, biological process: G1/S transition of mitotic cell cycle; regulation of G2/M transition of mitotic cell cycle; signal transduction. Gene Ontology annotation, molecular function: ATP binding; cyclin binding; cyclin-dependent protein serine/threonine kinase activity. NCBI's taxonomy places the organism in Eukaryota, Metazoa, Chordata, Actinopteri, Salmoniformes, Salmonidae.
GUUAACUGCUGAGGGAUGGGGGUUAGAGAAGCGUGCACCAUCCGACUACCUGUGUGGGAUAUAUGAUGUGCUGUGUGUUAGUUUGAACAUUUAUCCAAAGGAGGGAUGUUUCAUCAUUUCAUGGACACGGCCAAUGUUGCGACUUUCACUGAUAACAUGAAACGAGGCAUUGCAAGUGCCAACAACUCUGUUAUGUGAGGAUGGCUUUGUAAAAACCCUGGCUCUUCACAUUCGUCGGGAUUCCCCGCAAUAUUCUCAACAAGAAAACAAAUCCGCAAAAAUGGACAAUGAAAGUGUAGCACAAAGAUACGAGCCCGUCGCCGAGAUUGGCGAAGGUGCUUACGGAAAGGUGUACAAGGCACGAGAUUUGAAGAACGCGGGACGCUUUGUAGCCCUAAAAAGAGUUCGGGUACAGACGGAGGAGGAAGGGAUGCCCCUCUCGACCAUCCGUGAGGUGGCGGUACUGAGGCAACUGGAGGCAUUCGAACACCCCAACGUGGUCAGACUGUUCGAUGUGUGUACUGUGUCUCGGACCGACCGCGAGACCAAGCUGACCCUGGUCUUUGAGCAUGUUGACCAGGACCUGACCACAUACCUAGAGAAAGCCCCUGAUCCUGGGGUGCCACCUGAAACUAUCAAGGAUAUGAUGUAUCAGCUGCUGCAGGGGUUGGACUUCCUGCACUCACACCGUGUGGUUCACCGGGACCUGAAACCCCAGAACAUCCUGGUCACCAGUGGAGGACAGAUAAAACUGGCCGACUUCGGUCUUGCCAGAAUAUACAGCUUUCAGAUGGCCCUGACCUCCGUGGUGGUGACAUUGUGGUACAGAGCCCCAGAGGUGUUGCUCCAGUCCAGCUAUGCCACCCCAGUUGACCUGUGGAGUGUGGGCUGUAUCUUCGCUGAGAUGUUCAGGAGAAGACCUUUGUUUAGAGGAAGCUCAGAUGUUGAUCAGCUGGGCAAGAUUUUUGAUGUGGUCGGGGUUCCCUCGGUGGAGGACUGGCCCCAGGAAGUUGCCCUACCACAGAGUGCCUUCUCUCCACGACCCCCUCAGCCAAUCGGAAACCUCAUCCCUGACAUGGACGAGCUGGGGAAGUCCCUUAUACUGCAAUUCCUGGCAUUCAAUCCCGCCAAAAGGAUAUCAGCGUUUGCUGCUCUGACCCACCCCUACUUCCAGAGUGUGGAUAGUGACAGUAAGAGUGUGUACGCUCAGCCCAAUGCCAGCAACAAGCCCACCAUGGAGGAGAGCGCUGCCUGACAGCCCCCCGUCCCAGGACAAGAGAGAGAGAGCGAGAGAGAUGGACACAAAGACAGAGAAAGAGAGCAACAGACAGACAUUUGAUUCUAAAAUGCAACAGUGCUGUCUUCCACAAUGUACUGAUUUGAAUGCUGCUUUUUAGGAUAUUUUUUUUUUUAUUAAAAAAUGUAAACAAUGCAAGGACCCUUAAAGCUGAGAUGUACUGCCACCAGGGGAGAACCUCUGGAUGUCCAGGAGCUGCUGCCUCUUGUCUCUUCUGCCUUAGCCUGAGAAGAGGCUCCUCAGUGAGGGAACACCAAGCACCAAGGGUAGGUCGGCAUGGAUCUCACCUGGAGCUCAUCUCCACGACUGAACUGAGAGAGAGGAUACACACACAUAUGUUUAUCCCGUGCAGGAGGACCUCACACUGCCUAGCGCUGCUUAUGGUCCAAACAUACAUUUGUGUUUUUAUAUCACUGCCAUCUACAGGUAGUCCUGUGUUACUGCAGGCUGGAGCAGGAUUCUGAUGGGCUUCAGCUUAAAAGACUUUGACUGGUGCAAACUAAGCACUCCACGGAACAACUGAAAAUGGAUCACUUUGAGUUCUUCUUAUGGCAUCCAUACUUCAGUGUCAUAAAGUGAGAUGAAAUCUGAUGGACACCAUUCAAGAGCCUAUGUGUUACUCUUUCUGAUGACCUGAUCAAUCAAUCAAAUGUAUUUCUAAAGCCCUUUUUACAUCAGCUGAUGUCACAAAGUGCUGUACAGAAACCCAGCCUAAAACCCCAAACAGCAAGCAAUGCAGAU